Messenger RNA from Capra hircus (goat), 2002 nucleotides. It is a transcript of the gene NOP53, whose product is annotated as glioma tumor suppressor candidate region gene 2. Lineage: Eukaryota; Metazoa; Chordata; Mammalia; Artiodactyla; Bovidae. The transcript is spliced from 13 exons. Gene Ontology annotation, molecular function: 5S rRNA binding. The record is from RefSeq and is a predicted model, not a curated record. The coding region runs from base 32 to 1486 and encodes 484 amino acids. Gene Ontology annotation, cellular component: nucleolus. Gene Ontology annotation, biological process: ribosomal large subunit assembly; rRNA processing.
GUGCCGGCGGCCUGGUUCUUUCUUUAACAAGAUGGCGGCAGGAAGUAAUGGUGGUGGUGGCGGGCAGUGCUCGAAAAGCGAGACCGAUACCGGCUUCUUGGGGCUGCGGCCCACGUCAGUGGAUCCAGCGCUGAGGAGGCGGCGGCGAGGCCCAAGAAAUAAGAAGCGAGGCUGGCGGAGGCUCGCUCAAGAGCCUCUGGGACUGGAGGUCGAUCAGUUCUUGGAGGACGUGCGGCUGCAGGAGCGCACGAGCGGUGGCUUGAUAUCAGAGGCCCCCGAUGAGAAACUUUUCUUCGUGGACACUGGCUUCAAGGAUAAAGAACUGAACAAGAAGAGGACCAAAGGCCAGAAGAGGUCACUGCUUCUCAAGAAGCCCCUCCGGAGUGACCUUAUCCUAGAGAACACCUCCAAGGUCCCAGCUCCCAAAGACGUCCUUGCCCACCAGGUUCCCAACGCCAGGAAGCUCAAGCGGAAGGAGCAGCUAUGGGAGAGGCUGGCGAAGCAGGGCAAGCUGCCCGGGGAGGUGCGCAGGGCGCAGGCCCGGCUCCUCAACCCCCCAGCGGCCAGAGCCAAGCCUGGGCCCCAGGACACCGUCCAGCGGCCCUUCUACGACCUCUGGGCCAAAGGCAACCCUCUGGACCAGCCCUUGGAGGGCCAGGAUGAGUUUUUCCUGGAGCAGACCAAGAAGAAAGGCGUGAAGCGGCCGCAGCAUCUGCACACCAAGCCCUCCCAGGCGCCUGCUGUGGAGGUGACACCCGCGGGAGCCUCGUACAACCCAACCUUUGAGGACCACCAGAACCUGCUCUGGGCGGCCCAUGAGGUGGAGCUGCAGCGGGAGAAGGCGGCCGAGAAGCUGGAGCGGCAGCUGGCCCUGCCGGCCUCGGAGCAGGCCGCUACCCAGGAGUCUGCCUUCCGGGAGAUGUGUCAGGGGCUGCUAGAGGAGUCUGACGGGGAGGGCGAGCCGGGCGAGGGCCAGGACGAGGGGCCCGAGGCGGGAGACCCGGCCGCAAGAGGGGAGGCCUCGCCCGCGCCCGGCCGCCCGGCUGCCCUGGAGAAGAAGACGGAGCAGCAGCGGCGGCGGGAGAAGGCUGCCAGGAUGCUGAGGACGCAGCAAGCCGCAGUGCGGGCCGCCCGCCUCCGGCACCAGGAGCUCUUCAGGCUGCGCGGGAUCAAGGCACAGGUGGCGCGGCGCCUGGCGGAGCUGGCCCGGCGGCGGGAGCAGCGGAAGGCAAAGCGGCUGGCGGAGGCAGACAAGCCCCGGCGGCUGGGGCGGCUCAAGUAUCAGGACCCCGACAUCGACGUGCAGCUCAGCUCGGAGCUCUCUGACUCGCUCAGGACUCUGAAGCCCGAGGGCAACAUCCUCCGUGACCGGUUCAAGAGCUUCCAGAGGAGGAACCUGAUCGAGCCUCGGGAGCGAGCCAAGUUCAAGCGCAAGUACAAGGUGAAAUUGGUGGAGAAGCGUGCGUUCCGGGAGAUCCAGUUGUAGCUGCCAAGAGACGCCGGAGCCCCCACCCCUCAAUAAAGCAGCUCCUGACCAACACCUCUGGCCUCGCUGAGCGUGACUCGUGCCUCGUCUCCCUCCCGGGGGCAGCUGCUCCCCCUGCCGCCCUGCUGAGCACACAGGGAUGUGGGUGCCGGGACCUCCUCUCCACCGAAGCCUGGUGGGAAGCCGCGGCGGGCCGGCAGAGGCGUGGGCGGAGGAGACAGGCCUGCGGUGUGGGCUGCCUGCGCUUGGGUUUCUGAUGCGGAGGUGGCUAUCCAGCGGUGGGGAGGCAGCCCUUGAGAGCACCGUCACAGGGCCGGAGCAGCCCCUGACGUCCGCUACCUGCCCGUCCCGCCUUGUCCAGCCAUUGGUUCAGGAGGCAGGAAUGAUCUGUCCCCCUUUUAAAAGUGAGGAAACUGAUGCUCAUUAGUAGGGAUUAAUCCUCUCACUCCCCCCACCAUAAAGGACUUUUCCAAAUCUUUAUUCUAUAAGUAGUAAAGUGCUGUGGUCUCACUGUAA